Molecule: messenger RNA, 880 nt
Organism: Drosophila busckii
Lineage: Eukaryota; Metazoa; Arthropoda; Insecta; Diptera; Drosophilidae
Gene: Prosbeta6
Product: proteasome subunit beta type-1
Exons: 2
Coding region: 82-789 (235 amino acids)
Cellular component (GO): proteasome core complex
Source: RefSeq, a predicted model, not a curated record
AGCACAACGCGACGAAAGAAAAACUUGCAAAUCAUUUUGGUUGUUUCAUCAAAUAAAUUAAAAAUUAAGUUGCAAAUAAACAUGAAUAGUCUUGGCGUUGAACAGUUUCCCGACUACAAGGUUCCCGGUGUGCAGCACGUUGACUUUUCGCCAUACGAGUCUAAUGGCGGUUCAAUCGUGGCCAUCGCAGGUGAUGACUUUGUUGUUAUUGCCGCAGAUACACGACUGAGCAGUGGCUACAGCAUUCACUCUCGCGAACAGAGCAAACUGUUCAAAAUGUCGCCCAACACGGUGUUAGGCUCCACGGGAUGCUGGUGCGAUACCCUCUCGCUUACCAGCUUGGUGAAGCUGCGUAUGCAGAUGUACGAGCACACUCACUUGAAAACCAUGUCGACUGAUGCUGUUGCGCAAAUGCUGUCCAUUGUAAUGUACAACCGGCGCUUCUUUCCUUAUUAUGUGUCUAACAUCUUAGCCGGUUUAGACAAGGAUGGCAAGGGCUGUGUUUAUUCUUACGAUCCAAUAGGUCAUUGCGAGCGUGCUACGUACCGCGCAGGUGGCACUGCCGGCGCUUUACUGCAGCCCGUGCUGGACAACCAGAUUGGCUAUAAGAACCAGAAUUUGCCUGCAGAUCAGCUGCCGAAGCUCACUAAGGAGCGUGCCGUGGCUGUCGCUUCAGAUACUUUCAUCUCAGCAGCCGAACGUGAUAUAUACACUGGGGACUCUGUGCUGAUUAACGUUAUCACUAAGGAUGGCAUUGAAGAAAAAACUCUGCAAUUACGCAAGGAUUAAAAUGCUAAGAUCAAGGGAGGAUUUGAAAACAUAUUUGAUUUAAAUUUAUAACUUAAUAAUAAAAACAUCUUGAAGAUAAUUUGAAAAGUAA